AACGCUUCGUGACUUUGUGUGGCGGCUGGCUUUCUUUUCUCCCUUUCCGGCCGCGAACGCAACGCCUGUUGUCUUCCCUCUCUCGUCCAAUCACAGCGAGCGCUGCGCCAGCUGAUUGUUGACGUCACCUGGCCUAGCGAUUAUUUGGCUGCGGCGACGUUUGGUCUCCGCGUCGUCGCCAUUGAACAACGCAGUCUGGGACCAUGUAGAAAAACAAACAAACACAAAAACCACCAACAACAACGUUCAAAGUCGAGGCUGUUCACAGGCCCGGCCGACGGACGGGCUGUUUAUUUCGCGGAGCGGUGGACGUGUCGGUCGAGGUAAACAUGUGAGAGGACAAAAGGCGUUUUAAUACAUCGAUUCGGGGAUAUAUUUGAGCGAGGAGGAGGAGCAAGAAUCCCGUACAAGAAGAACAAGGAGGGCUUGUUGCGGUUCUCCCAACAACUCUUGAAGGAAACGGUGAUCCGCAAUGACGGACCAGAGGGAGAAAUGGGCCUGCGACUACUGCACCUACGAGAACUGGCCCUCUGCCGCCAAGUGCACGAUGUGCCGCGCUCACAGGUCCCGGGGUCCCAUCAUCACGGAGGACCCGUACAAGAGCGGACCCGACUCGGACCCGCCGAGCCGCCAGUGGGACCCCCUCGCCAGCGAGGGGGGCAGCGGCGGCCUCCUCAUCUGUCCUGACUCCAGCGCCAGGCCCCGCGUCCGCCCGGCCGGCGUGGCGGAGAUGGCCGCCAAGUGGUCGUGCCACAUGUGCACCUUCCUGAACUGGCCCCGAGCCGUCCGCUGCACGCAGUGUCUGUGCCGGCGCCCCAAAAGCGGAAGCGCCGCCGAAUCGCCGCACGUGUCCGGCUGCCGCCCGGCGCCGCCCCGCUGCCCCGUGGACCCGUGCGAGGAGUACAACGACCGCAACCGCCUCGACACCCACCGCCGCUACUGGAUGUGCUCGUCGUGCGCUUACCAGAACUCGCCCAAAACGCUCAAGUGCGUGGUGUGCGAGCGCCCGGAGGCCAUCGAGCUGGCCGCCCCGUCCGCCGAGCGGGACCGGGCGAGGCGGCGGGGCGACGCCAGCACCGGCCCGGGUCCUCUCGGCCAGCGGAGGUCGCCUCCUCUGGCCGAGAGGGAGGACAACGUCCAAACGGACUUCCAGAGGAUCGAGCCGGCGGCGGGAGGCGUGAGCGGCAAGGGCGAGCACGAGAUGGACUUCAAGAAGCUCAAGCAGAUACGAAACAGGAUGAGGAAAACGGACUGGUUGUUUCUCAGCGCUUGUGCCGGCGUGGUGGAAGGGGACCUGGCGACUGUAGAAGCCUACAAGUCGUCGGGCGGCGACAUCGCGCGGCAGCUGACCGCCGACGAGGUGCAGCUGCUCAACCGGGCGUCGGCGUUCGACGUGGGCUUCACGCUGGUGCACCUGGCCAUUCGCUUCCAGAGGCAGGACAUGCUCGCCGUCCUCCUCACCGAGGUGAAUCAGCAGGCGGCCAAGUGCAUCCCGUCCAUGGUGUGUCCCGAGCUGACGGAGCAGAUCCGCCGGGAGAUCGCCGCGUCGCUGCAUCAGCGCAAAGGCGACUUCGCCUGCUACUUCCUCAGCGAUCUGGUCACCUUCACGCUGCCCGCCGAUAUCGAAGACCUGCCUCCCUCCGUCCAGGAGAAACUGUUUGACGAGGUUUUAGAUCGGGAUGUGCAGAAAGAGCUGGAGGAAGACUCGCCGGUCAUCAACUGGUCCAUGGAGCUGGGCACGCGUCUGGACAGCCGCCUGUACGCGCUGUGGAACCGCACGGCCGGGGACUGCCUGCUGGACUCGGUGCUGCAGGCCACUUGGGGCAUCCACGACAAGGACUCGGUCUUGCGCAAGACGCUCCACGACAGCCUGCACGACUGCUCGCACUGGUUUUACACUCGGUGGAAGGAGUGGGAGUCAUGGUACUCGCAAAGCUUCGGUCUUCACUUCUCUCUGCGGGAAGAGCAGUGGCAGGAGGAUUGGGCCUUCAUCUUGUCUCUGGCCAGCCAGCCCGGGGCGAGCCUGGAGCAGACCCACAUUUUCGUGCUGGCGCACAUCCUCCGCAGGCCGAUCAUCGUCUACGGCGUGAAAUACUACAAAAGUUUCCGAGGAGAGACGUUAGGGUACACCAGAUUUCAAGGCGUGUACCUGCCGCUGCUGUGGGAGCAGAGCUUCUGCUGGAAGAGCCCGAUCGCGCUGGGCUACACGCGCGGCCACUUCUCGGCCCUGGUGGCCAUGGAGAACGACGGCUACGGCGACAAUCGCGGCGCGGGCGCCAACCUCGACACGGACGACGACGUCACCGUCACCUUCCUGCCGCUGGUGGACAGCGAGCGCAAGCUCCUGCACAUCCACUUCCUGUCUGCGCAAGAGACGGGCAACGAGGAGCAGCAGGAGAAGCUUCUGCGCUCGUGGCUGGAGUGCAGCGUGACGGACGGCGGCAUGCUGGCCGCCGUGCAGAAGAGCUCACGCCGCCGCCACCACCCGCUGGUCACGCAGAUGCUGGAGAAGUGGCUGGACACGUACCGGCAGAUGCGACCGCGCGCCGCGCUCUCCGACGGCGAGGACGACGACGACGACGACGAGUGAGCGAGCGAGCGAAGCGCACGAGAUGAGGAAAAUCCCACGCGGACCACUCGUCCCCGCCUUCCCGGAAUCUUGACGCGCGCGUGUGCUGCGGAGGGGCGAGGGGCACUUGUCCACAUCGGACUUACCAGUACUUAUUUAAUCAAGAAGGAAACCGCGCUAGUUUUUUGUUGUUUGCAACUCGCCUGACAGACAUUUAGCCGAGAACCCGUUUGAUCAUUCUUGAAGUUAUUUAUUCUUGAUUUUGUUUUGCACAGAUUAACAGCUGCAUCCUGUGAGGGAGGGGCCGAGGGAAGAAAGGGUGUGCGCAUCGGGGGCGGGGCAACAGUUGACUGACAUUUUUUACGUUUGGACGUGGAAGCUCAGAAGUGCUGACAGCGGGAAAAGACAAGCAAACACUUUCAACAGAGUGCAUUCAAGUGAUUAAAUUUGAUUCAGUUGCA
Molecule: messenger RNA, 3030 nt
Organism: Phyllopteryx taeniolatus (common seadragon)
Lineage: Eukaryota; Metazoa; Chordata; Actinopteri; Syngnathiformes; Syngnathidae
Gene: zranb1a
Product: zinc finger, RAN-binding domain containing 1a
Exons: 10
Coding region: 473-2590 (705 amino acids)
Biological process (GO): cytoskeleton organization; protein deubiquitination involved in ubiquitin-dependent protein catabolic process; protein K29-linked deubiquitination
Cellular component (GO): nucleus; cytoplasm
Molecular function (GO): cysteine-type deubiquitinase activity; K63-linked polyubiquitin modification-dependent protein binding
Source: RefSeq, a predicted model, not a curated record